Molecule: messenger RNA, 1566 nt
Organism: Naumovozyma dairenensis CBS 421
Lineage: Eukaryota; Fungi; Ascomycota; Saccharomycetes; Saccharomycetales; Saccharomycetaceae
Gene: AIT1
Product: Ait1p
Exons: 1
Coding region: 1-1566 (521 amino acids)
Source: RefSeq, a predicted model, not a curated record
AUGGUCCGUCUUAGCCAUUCGACAUCAUAUUUCAUGCCAUUGUUUUGUUCAAAAAAUGCACAAAUUGUAAUAGUUUCGAGCUUUGUUUCCAUAUUUUUAUUCAUAUUCAUGUAUUGGACAUCAGAUUUAUUGUCCAAUCGAUAUAAUGAACCAGGCUUAUUCAAUCCGAAUUCUCAAGAUUAUUUCCGAACGUCUUUAUUGGGGUUGUUUUCACCCUUCCUAUAUUACUUCAUAAGGACAUUUUUAUUCAAUAUAAAUCAACGAUAUUUAGUUUUAAAUAUAAUUGUUGAUUUUCCCCUAAAUGAUUGGUUUAUGUUUUGUAUUUUAGUUACGUUAGCGUAUCCCCAAGUUCAAGAUCCAAAAUAUAAUCAAACAUUCAUUUCCAAUGGGAAUUUAUUUAAAUCAGGGGAAUAUUGGCAGAUUAUACCGAGACAGGCAUAUAUCUUUGGGAUAUCGUGGGCAUUGGGAGAAUUCAGUAUUGGAGUAUUAGAGAAUUUAUUUACAUAUCAAGAAAUACCGAAAGAUAAUUCAAAUGGAAAUGGUAUUAGUCAAAUUCAUAGUGAUAAUAUUGGCUCUCCUAUACUGGAUAGAAAGAAGAUAUCCUUAUCCAUGUGUGUAGAUGUAAGGCGGCAAUCGUCUAAGAUUUCUGAUAAUGUCUAUUGUUCGAAGUCAAACCAUGGCUAUGGUAGUUCAUCAACUUCUAAACUCCAUACAAAUGAUGGAAGCGUCAGUGCUGACGAAGAAAGCCCGAUUGUUGUGAUUAAUAGUGCUGAUAACUCUUUAAAGAUUAUUUCAAGUAAAUUAGAAGGACAAUCUUUGGCCGAUGCUUUCGAUGAUAAUACCAAUAUAGCUACUAAUGGGAAUCUCAAUGAUACUAUUGACAAUGAGUAUAACCCAAUUAAAUACUUCUAUCAAAUAACGAAGACGAAAGACUUUUUAUUUCAAUUAUUGCAAAUGUGCCUAAUUAUACUAGCGAAUAUAUUCCUACUUACGGGUGAAUCAUUAAUGAUGUCAAUUUAUUUCAUUUAUGUGCCAGGUCAUGAAGGUUUAUUCACUGCAAUUGUGAACUAUUUUGGGUUAAAACCAAUCGGACAUUUUUUAUUAGCUCUUGUUUUACCAUUUACGGCAGUUAAUUUCAUUGCUAACUUCAUGAUCUUCUAUUUUAAAGACUUAAAAGAUUGGUUUAAUGAUGCUAAGUAUAUUCAAGAAUUGAUGGUCAGCGAUAAUAAAAGGCCGGUGAAUAAUUCACAUACAUCAGAGUGGCCUCAAUUGGAGAGCGAGCCAUUAUUGUCAAUUGCGCAAAAAAAUACAUUUGCAAAUUUUGAUACAAUGUUUGCUGAUCCAAUAGGGCGUAGAUCAUCCAUAAUCCAACAAUACCGCAGUAAUAGUAUUAUUACCAGAGAGGAUGAUGAUGAGCAGCAAACUGGAGGGCUUUUAAAAAUAGCCAAGCGAAUAUUCAGAUUGUGGAAAAGAACAUUAUCAAAUGAUACAGCCGUAUUGAUUGCGACUGUUUUAUGGGGGAGUACUGUGUUCAUUACCGCAAUAUUAUUAGUUCUUGUUGUGUAA